CGCCUCCACCGCUAGCUCGUUGUUACUUGUUUUUUCUAUUUCCAAUCGAGCCGAUCAGUGAAUCAGUGUUGUUUCAUUUUUGCCGGUUAACGACAUCUGAAUUUGUUUUUGUCAGUCGCAUUCGCAUUGUCCUGUCCUGCAACCGUUUAACGUUUUGUACUAGUCUUGCGUCCCAGUGCACGGUUCACGUUCAAACACAACAGUACAAUCGUAUACAAACCAACAACGACAUAAUGACCAACGAACAGCCUCUGGUAGCACCAGUAAUUUGGGCUCAACGUAACACAGUGGUGUACAUAACCAUUUGUGUAGAAGAUUGUAAAAAUCCGGAAGUUAAAAUCGAACCUGAACAAAUAUAUUUCCACGGUGUUGGUGGAGUCGAAAAAAAAGUAUAUGAAGUUACCAUACCAUUGUUUGGAAAAGUCGAACCUGAAAACAGUAAAACGACAAUUGGUGGCAGGUACAUUGAGCUACUUUUACAAAAGCCGUCUGACGACACAAAGUAUUGGCCAUAUCUAACCAAAGAAAAAAAGAAAUACCAUUGGUUAAAAGUAGACUUUAAGAAAUGGAAAGAUGAAGACGAUACAGACGAAGAAGUGGCGGGAGGUGACGGUAACAUUGAUGAUAUGCUUAGUAUGAUGGGCGGCGGUGGAGCUAAAAUGCCUGGUAUGCCUGGUAUGGGAGGACUUGGUGGCUUAGGAGGAGAUUACAAUGAACCUUCCGAUGAAGAUUCUGAUGAUGAAGAAAUGCCAGAACUCGAUGACAUUGAUACUGAAGCAGGUAAAGGUAAAGACAAAACUGAAGAUGAUCUGCCAAACCUAGAAGAAGUAAAACCGGCUACAACUGCCUAAUCCCUACUAUCGUCAUUACCUCAUACUUCCGAAUUUUCGUUCACAUAAUACGGUUUAAUUUAAUUGAUUUUAUAUGUGUAAUUUUUUACAUCGAUUAAACUAAAUGGGGACAUAAUUCAUGCUCAUGUGUGUGCAUCAAUGUUUUAUGUUCAAUUCAAAUGCCGUUUCUUAUUCACUUAUUUUAUUUGUGAAACCAUUGUUAAAAUUUAUUUUUUCUUCUCCCCAUUCCUUAUGCACGAUCUAGAAAUAAAAUAUUCUUUAUUGUA
Molecule: messenger RNA, 1117 nt
Organism: Adelges cooleyi (spruce gall adelgid)
Lineage: Eukaryota; Metazoa; Arthropoda; Insecta; Hemiptera; Adelgidae
Gene: p23
Product: co-chaperone protein daf-41
Exons: 5
Coding region: 234-851 (205 amino acids)
Biological process (GO): protein folding; chaperone-mediated protein complex assembly
Cellular component (GO): nucleus; cytosol
Molecular function (GO): Hsp90 protein binding; protein-folding chaperone binding
Source: RefSeq, a predicted model, not a curated record